UUGGCUACAGUAUUCACGUUAUAUUUCCUUACUUUCCAUAAGUGAGAACAUCGCAAUAUGACUGGAAUAUUUCAGUUGUUAUUAUUGGUCAGCGUGACUUUGGCCUCGGAGCCAACGUGUCCAGCGUGUUCCAAAUACGACUAUGAGGAAAAGAUGCUCGAGAGAAUGAUCCGCAUGGAGUUCGCUUUUGAGAAAUUGGACGAAAAGUUGGAACAGAAUUUGAACAAGCUUAAAGAGGAGAAAGCACGUCUGCAAGAGAUCGUUGAUGACCUAAAGGAUCAACAAGAACAAGCAGAAAGUAGACUGGUUUCGCUUAUGGAGGAGGUUGAGAGAAACCAGUCCAGUACACUUAAGAUGGUUGUAGAUAAUUCUAACAGUACGUUAGAACAAAUCAGUGCCGCCUACAAUAACAUAAAAGAACAAGUUCUCAUCCCAGCGGUGUACUUCCACGCUCGCUCUCCUCAGACUAGCAGUCUGUCCACAGGAGAAAUAAUAGUUUACAAGACAGGGGAGAUCAACCAGGGCAAUGGCUACAGCGCUACCACGGGCAAGUUCACCGCUCCAGUACAGGGACUCUACAUGUUCUUCAUGCACACCUGUACCAAUACAAACAAGUAUGGUUAUCUACAAAUAGUGAAGGACGGGUUAAAUCUCAUUGCAAAUGACCAGCAUGAAACGACUGGAAUUACCUGUUCAAGUAGCCAGGUGUUUGUAAAUCUUGACAUCGGAGAAAACGUGUGGGUACAGUGCACAGUUAUUGGCUCGCAGCUAUAUCAUGAUGAAGCGCACCGUUGGACUAGUUUCGGUGGUGCUUUAAUUCACAAUUGAUAGCUAUGGAGCGAAACGUUCCUGUUCAAACUCACGCACGGAACGCAUAUGAACGACGACUCGUCGAAUAUUUUAUCGAUAUUUUUAUUGCAAUUGGAACUCUACUUAUAGUGAAUUGAAGACCUUUUUUUCAAAUAAUGUAUUCAAUUACUCCUAUAGACUUUAUGACCCAUCUGUAUCUUGUUCUUAAACGUUUUGCUUUAGAAGUGUACCAAUUAGUUUUACAGAUUUUAAAUGAUAGCUUCAAUUAUAACUAUGAGCGUUUUAAAGGCACAAUGAUUAAACCCUAAUAGACACUCAACGAGACAGGAAACACCACAAGGCAACAAAGACAGACAUAUAACAUUAUUAUUAAUACUUAUAAAUUGUUAUCAGUACAAAAUCGCUUUACCGCAUGGGAGCGGUCAAUGGAAAAAAAUAGUACGCUAGGAGGUUAGAAGAUCAGACGCCUGUUUUAUCACAUAAAAAUGCAUGGAUUUUAAAAAUUCCGUAUUGAAGUCAUAUUUCAGAAAAAUCACUUUAACUUAUGUUAAUGAUGGACGAGUAAAUAAUGGCACGUAAUUGAAUGAACAUGCGUAUUUCAAACAGUACUAGUUGAGAUGUUUGUUUUCGUUAUUCGUUAUCUAUAUAUAUUGAGAGUUGCCGACAGUAUCUUUUGUUGCGUUGUGCUAUAAUAUAUAUCCUUCCGUUCAAGAUGACAUCACGCUAAUAGCGAUAAGGCUACGCGUACCGUGUCACAUGACCCAUUAGUAAGGGCCUUCCGAAGUGUACACAGAAAAAGCCGAUUAGAAUAAACAGAAGUUAUUUUGGCAAUUAAAUAAGGCAAAGACAUUGGACGUGGUAACACGUAACAAUUAACGCAAGUAUUGCAUUCAAUUAGUUGAAUGCAGCAUAUGACUUAGUUAAAUAUAUGAAUAUAAACGUUUCCCUUAAUUUCUUAAAACAUCGAAAUCGCAAAUUUCGGUUAGGAAAACGCGUAUUAAUGUUUCUUUCGAAAUUAAAAAAACACACCAAAGACGUGUUUAGAAAAAAAGUCAAAAAUGAAUGAGUUUUGCUGUUCUUAUUUUUUUUCUCCAUUAAAAAUUGCUUGUUUUGUUCAA
Mya arenaria is the source of this 1928-nucleotide messenger RNA. RefSeq names its product complement C1q-like protein 2. The transcript has 2 exons. Bases 58 to 828 code for a protein of 256 amino acids. NCBI's taxonomy places the organism in Eukaryota, Metazoa, Mollusca, Bivalvia, Myida, Myidae. Gene Ontology annotation, molecular function: protein binding. The record is from RefSeq and is a predicted model, not a curated record.